GAACGUUUAGAAAAAUUUCAAAUGUUGUCUAGUGACGAUGUUAUUCAGGCUGAAUGGCGUGCUCGUGAAUUAAUUAAUCAAGCUGAAUUUGAUCGUGCAUUUACCGAUCAAACAGGCGAAAAAUUUUCAAAUUCAAAGCAUAAGAAAUUAGACGAACAAGUACUACAUGACACUACUACGUCCAUACAAACUGUUUCCACAACCAACAUUUCAUCAGAUAAAAGUAGUAGUUCUGAAUCAUCAUCUGAUUCAGGAAAUAGCCCACCGGCUUUUUUGCCUGAUGAAUUCAGAGUACAAUCUCAUAUUGCCAAUAUCCCUCAAUUGACCCCAGAGUCAAAACAGGAAUCAAAACAGAAAGCAAAAGUUUUACAACCUGUUGCUUACAGUGAUU
Racocetra persica is the source of this 391-nucleotide messenger RNA. The record is from the annotation of a GenBank genome assembly. NCBI's taxonomy places the organism in Eukaryota, Fungi, Glomeromycota, Glomeromycetes, Diversisporales, Gigasporaceae.